AUGAUGGGGAUCUCCAUUGCUCCGAGCAUUCCCAUAUCUAUUCCCCCCCCCCCCCUCCCCACCCCAUCCCAUCCCAGCCAAGUACAAUAUCAUCAUUCGCCUUUGGACACAUGCAUUCCACAAACUCCUCAAGGCAUGCCUCGUGAUUUCUUUGGGAUAUAUGCUGAGGAUGAACUUGAGUGGCCAGCAGAAUUUGGUGAUGGAGGGGAUGUGGACAACACGCCUGCAGAUGAUGAGGACUCAGAAGACGACGGUGAUGCUCCCGACGAAUGGGAGCCUGUGUUAUUUGCAUCACCUCACAAUACACACAAGGAAGAUAAUGAAGAUGAACAUUAUGGCACCCAGGACCCACAUAUCUUGGAUGUGCAAGAGCCGGAUGCUCACCACAGGGUAGAGCAGUGCCUUCAUGACCAUGAGCAGGUACCUAUAGUUGUCCAUUACCCUGAUCAACGAGCCGGACAGCCCAUUGAUCCAACCAAGCAGUUGAGAAAUGUGACUUAUCAUGCACAGCUCGACGGCUCAGGCACAGAUAAUGCCUAUACUUCAUUUGCUUCGAAGCUUGAUUGGGAGAUGGCACGAUGGGCAAAAUUGCGAGGUCCCAGCUCAACUGCGUUCUCAGAGCUCAUCUCUAUUGAAGGUCUCAGUGAAAUGAUGGAUCUCUCCUUCAAGAAUGCCCGUGAAUUGAACAAGAUCAUUGAUCAAGAACUUCCAGGCCGUCUGAAAUUUAAACGAGAGCAGAUAAUCAUUGCCAAUGAAGUGUUCGAUGUGUACUAUUGCGAUAUCAUCGAGUGUAUCAAUGCUCUCUUCAACGACCCAAAUUUUGCAGACUUUCUUGUAUUCGCACCUGAACGACACUAUGCCGAUGAAGAUGAGACAGUUCAUUUGUAUCACGAGAUGCAUACAGGUAAAUGGUGGUGGAAUAGUCAGAAACACCUCGACCAUGAGUGCCCUGGCAUGACAAUAAUUCCCAUCAUCAUUUCAUCGGACAAGACUCAAGUUACAUUGUUUCAUAACAAGACUGCAUAUCCUGUGUACAUGACAAUCGGAAACAUUCCCAAGGAGAUCCCUCAUGUCCUUCUCGCAUACCUACCAACCACCCGCCUUGAACACGUCACCAAUAAAGCUUCUCGCCGCCGCAUGCUCACUAACCUAUAUCAUGCUUCUGCAGGCAUUGAUGGAAUCAAUAUGCGAAGUGGUGACGGGGCUAUGCGUAGAUGCCAUCCCCUGUUUGCAUGCUUUGCAGGGGACUAUCCAGAGCAGUUUUUAGUAACUGGAGUCAAGACCACUCAAUGUCCAAGCUGUGAUGUUCCCUCAGAUGAGCUUGGUCUCGCAGCAGGUGCUGCAGACUAUCAACUGCGAAACCUGGAUGCAGUACUCGAUGCCCUCAGCGCUCUCGACGAAGGUGGGUUAGCCUUUGUUCGUGCAUGUACAGAGGCUGGCAUCAAGCCCAUCGUUCACCCAUACUGGGAGGGAUUACCAUUCGUCAACAUAUUUGAAUCUAUCACCCCCGACAUUCUACAUCAAUUGUACCAAGGACUCGUCAAACAUCUCCUCGCUUGGCUUUCAGAUGCAUGUGGUAGUGCAGAGAUUGAUGCUAGAUGUCGUCGCCUUCCCCCGAAUCACCACAUCCGACAUUUUAUGAAGGGCAUCACGACACUUUCGCGCUUGAGUGGCACAGAGCAUAACCAAAUCUGCCGUUUCUUACUCAGGAUUAUCAUUGACAUCAGACUACCCAACAUGUCUUCUCCCCAGCUCCUCUGUGCUGUUCGUGGCCUGUUAGAUUUUUUAUAUCUUGCCCAAUAUCCAUGUCAUAGUUCAGAGACACUGACUAUUCUGGACGAGGCACUCAAUCUCUUCCAUGACAACAAGGACAUUUUCAUCGACUUCGGCAUUCAGAACUCAUUCAACCUGCCAAAACUCCAUUUUGCGCUUCACUAUGCUCACAUGAUUCAAAUGUACGGUACAACAGAUAAUUACAACACCGAGUACACUGAACACCUUCACAUCAACCUUGCUAAAGAUGCGUCUCGCUCCACAAACCACAAGAAUGAAUUCGCACAAAUGACGACCUGGCUUGAGCGCAGAGAAAAAAAUUUCUGCCAUGAGAAAUACAUACAGUGGAGACUCGCAGGCACCGCACAUCACCCACAUCAUCACCCUCGACCUCCGGAGAUGUCAUUUUGUUGCACUCAGACAAUGGCAAAGCAUCUGAGCGUCAAGGCAGUCACAUUAGAAAAGCUCGCAAACAAAUAUGGUGCUACAUACUUUUGCAAAUCUCUCGCAUGCUUCGUUGUGAAAGCAACACUUCCACUGAACACUACCAUUCCAUCUAGGCAGCUCGAAGAUCGAGCUGCUGAUGUGUACCUACCAUUUCAAAUACUGCCAGUAUUUCAUAAGGUGAAGUGGAUCUCAGUUGGUGUCCGUGGCCAUGGCAAUACUCCGGUCACACUUGAUAGUGUGCAUGCACAUCCUGGACGUUCAAGGUCAUUUGCCUCAGACAGUGUUGCAUCUCGAUUUGAUACUGCAUUCAUCAAUGACGGUACAGGUGGGCCACUCGGCAUCAAAGGACAGGUCCGCACUGUGUUCUCGAUCCCUCCCAAAGCUCUUGCUAUACUCUUUCCCCCAACAUUCCGGCCUCCAAAACACCUUGCCUAUGUCGAAUGGUUCACUGCUUUCCAUGCACCCGACCGCAAUCAGGGCUUGUGCAAAGUCUCGCGUGUCAUCAAAGAUGGGGAACAAAUAGUGAGCAUUAUUCUGGUCAGUAACAUUCAUUGUAGUGCACAUUUAAUUCCGCAGUUUGGCCCUACUGCUCCUCGUGAAUGGAGUUCUGCCAAUGUCCUUGACAAGUGUCAAACAUUUUUGUAA
Suillus subalutaceus is the source of this 2865-nucleotide messenger RNA. RefSeq lists its product as uncharacterized. Lineage: Eukaryota; Fungi; Basidiomycota; Agaricomycetes; Boletales; Suillaceae. The record is from RefSeq and is a predicted model, not a curated record. The coding region runs from base 1 to 2865 and encodes 954 amino acids. The transcript has 7 exons.